AGGGCACAUAGCUAGUGUCAGGAAACAAAUAAGUAGGAAGAACAUUUUCAUAUGUGUAAUUGAUAUGGUGGGGUUCAGAGAGCUCCUUCUGUGAGGAAAAGGCUCUUCCGUUUCUACAAGGAAUUCCAGCAGCUUUUCUGAGACCUGAAUCUGGUUGGCCGUCAAUAAAGACAAGAGUGGAGUGGGUACAGUUAAAGUAUCUUAAACGAAUAGCCAUUCUGUCAAAUGAACGCCUUCCAGCAUUGUGCUAUAUGGAAAUGAAUAAUAAUCAAAAUUGGAAGGGUUGGUACAGUAGGCCUCACUAGACUUAGCUGCAACUAAGAAUUUCUCCUACAUCAACAAAGUUAAUGGUGAUGCUCUUGUGGAUUGGCGAAUAAAAGUGCGUGCUAAAUAUUUAAGAAGCAGAGACAACAAUUUUUGUCUUCUCAAAGUUGUACCACAACUGCUACCUUCAAGAGAGCAAACCAAUGGACAAAGAAUUUGAUCCACAGUAUUUGUAAAACUAAACUGAUUUCUUUUACUAAGGCUUGGGGUCUGUGACCGGACAUCAGCUUUUGGAAAUUACCCGGUUUACAAAAAUGAGGGCAGCUUUGGAACCAGUAGACAUUGCCAUUGUGGCAUUGUAUUUUGUGCUUGUGCUGUGCAUAGGCUUUUUUGCCAUGUGGAAAUACAAUCGAAGCACUGUGAGUGGGUACUUCCUGGCAGGGCGAUCUAUGACAUGGAUAGCAAUUGGUGCUUCCUUGUUUGUGAGCAACAUUGGGAGUGAACACUUCAUUGGGCUUGCAGGAUCUGGAGCAGCAAGUGGAUUUGCCGUGGGGGCAUGGGAGUUCAAUGCCUUAAUGCUUUUGCAGCUCUUAGGAUGGAUCUUUGUUCCAGUUUACAUACAUUCUGGAAUAUACACCAUGCCUGGAUACUUAUCCAAACGUUUUGGAGGGCAUAGAAUUCAAGUAUACUUUGCAGUGUUGUCUCUAAUUCUAUACAUCUUCACCAAACUUUCAGUAGAUUUGUAUUCAGGUGCAUUGUUUAUUCAAGAAUCACUAGGCUGGAAUAUUUAUUUGUCAGUAAUACUGUUGAUUGGAAUGACUGCAUUGUUGACUGUGACUGGAGGUCUCGUAGCAGUUAUCUACACAGACACUAUUCAAGCUUUGCUUAUGAUUUUUGGUGCCCUCACACUUAUGAUUAUAAGUAUGAUAGAAGUUGGUGGGUUUGAAGAGGUUAAAAGAAGAUACAUGUUGGCAAAACCAAAUAUUACAUCGAUCUUGUUGAAAUAUAACCUUUCCAAUACAAAUUCCUGUCACGUUGAUCCAAAGCCUGAUUCACUUAGAAUGCUGCGUGAACCAACUGAUGAAGAUAUUCCAUGGCCUGGUUUCAUUUUGGGACAGACACCAGCUUCUGUCUGGUACUGGUGUGCAGACCAAGUCAUUGUUCAGAGGGUUUUAGCAGCAAAAAACAUUGCUCAUGCCAAAGGAUCCACCCUAAUGGCAGGUUUUUUAAAGCUUUUGCCAAUGUUCCUUAUAGUUGUUCCCGGUAUGAUUUCACGAAUACUGUUUGUAGAUGAUAUUGCAUGUAUCAAUCCAGAACACUGUAUGCAAGUUUGUGGAAGCAGAGCUGGAUGUUCCAACAUUGCCUAUCCACAUUUGGUAAUGAAGCUUGUUCCUGUUGGCCUGCGAGGCCUUAUGAUGGCUGUAAUGAUUGCUGCACUAAUGAGUGAUUUGGAUUCUAUCUUUAAUAGCGCCAGUACCAUAUUCACUCUUGAUGUCUACAAGCUCCUUAUACGUAAGAAUGCAUCGUCUAAAGAACUGAUGAUUGUUGGAAGAGUUUUUGUUGCUUUCAUGGUGGCAAUAAGCAUUGCUUGGGUCCCCAUAAUAGUAGAAAUGCAAGGAGGCCAAAUGUAUCUCUAUAUACAAGAGGUAGCUGAUUAUUUGACUCCACCAGUGGCUGCUAUUUUUCUGUUGGGCGUAUUUUGGAAGCGUUGCAAUGAGCAAGGGGCCUUCUUUGGUGGAAUGGUUGGAUUUGUGCUUGGAGCUGUACGACUGAUACUGGCAUUUGUCUAUCGUGUUCCUGAAUGUAACCAACCAGAUACCAGACCAUACUUCAUCAAAAGUAUCCAUUACAUGUAUGUAGCUACUGCACUGUUUUGGAUCACUGGAAUUGUGGCUAUAAUAAUAAGCUUGCUUACAACACCACCUUCAAAUGAACAAAUUCGGACAACAACGUUCUGGUCUGUGAAAAACAGGACUGUACAAGAAAGCACUUCAACAGACAAUUCAUUCAAAGCACAAGAGAAGACCAUCUUAAAAUACAAUGACACACCCAAUCAUAUCACUUCAAAUGGGAAAUCUGAAGAAAAUGUUAAAAAUGAUCAGCCUGAAAAUGUCAAUCUCCUAAUUACUUGCAGAGAUGACAGCAAUCCAGUGAUUUCGAUAAGUAACUCUGAAGUUGAGACUCCAGUGGAUAGUUAUUCUAAUGGACAGGCAGCUCUUAUGGGUAAAAAGAAGACUGAAGAAGAGACUGAGAGUAGUGCUAAACACUGGGAAUUCAUAGAUUGGUUCUGUGGGUUUAAAAGCAAAAACAUGAACGAUAGAGUUAAAGAUACGGGGGAGGAAGAAAAAAGUAUUUGUCUACAAAUGCUGGAAGAGACUCCAAAAGUUAAAUUACUACUAAACAGUGGACUAUUUUGUGUGUGCUCACUUGGAAUAUUCAUGUUUGUUUAUUUCUCUGUAUGAACAAGUGAGAAUCAUAAGGCUUUGGUCAGACAUAUAGACAUAGGGAUAGAGGACCUUGGAGAAAUAUUUAUGUGUGUGUGUUUGUGUCUUACAUCUCAGGCAUCCUUUACACUAUAUUGUCAGUCAAAUUAUUUUUCAACCAAUUUGAAAAUCAUUAGAGUUUUUAUAUCUUAGCAUUUCCAUUUUAAUGCAAAAUGUUUGUGGGAUUUUGUGCAGUACUAUACGUUGGGUUUUAGUAUACCAAAGUAAGAAAUUAGUGUGUUAAGAGGUAAAAUAUUAAUGCACCUAGUCAGAGGUCCAGCAAAACUGAAAAUGGUGUUAAAGAUGUAAUAUUAGCACUUAAAAUUGAUAAACAGUACAUUAUAAAGAGCAUUCCAGAGUACUCUUGAGUGUCAGAAGAUGUUAUCUUCUUGGUAUCCUGAUCAAACAACAUGUUUACGUUUUCUCCCCCUCUCUCCAUUAUUCUUCAAACACCAGAUCUGGGUAUGUUCCCAACAAAUAUCUAAUAUACUGAAUAAAUGUUACUUGACUUCUGGUAUUUCAAAUGGCCAGAAAUUUUGCUAAAUCUACAAUGACCUUUCCUCCUUUCUAUAUAAAACCACAUAUUUUAAAACAACAAUCUGUAGUCUUGCUAUAGGUUGGAAGUAUGUUAAUGGCAAUGAAUAAAGCCACCAUGUUCAAAUAAAAAUAAAAGAUGAGAUCCAAAUAAGUCAUACUUGGAGUAGGCCAAUUGAAAUCUAUGGCCCCAGCUCCUGCAUAUGACUAAUGGUCAUUGGGUCUGAUCUGCAAAUGACAAAUGCUAGAUAUCAUGGUUUGGCCUUCAAAGCAGUGCAGAAAGAAUGUCCCAGAUGAUGGAGAGGGAAGGAGUCUGACUUGUACGUUGAAACCAAAUACUCUUCAUGCACAUCUGGAGUUUUUUUAUAUUUGAAUUUUGCCCAUUAAUAUAUGCAUAGAAUUACAAUUGCUCCCCAAAGUGAAUAUUUCAAGAAGAAAGAUCCUAGCACCCCUUCACAAAGUAUUUAUUGUGUAAUGAUUUGUCUGAAACAGAUGACAGUUGGAUGUGGAAACAACAAAUAGCGCAAGUCUUUGAUAACAAUGAGUCUGUAUUGGAAUUAGUCAAAGUAAUAUUGCAAACUUUUUCUAUUGUAUGCGAGUUUAUUUUUCUUUGGGCUGGGUGGGAAUAAAAAGAGAGAAUAAAACUUCUUAGGGUUUCCUCUUUAAAAACACCACUUCCUUUUGAUUCCAAGGCAUGUAUAGGUUACACGUUGAGGCUACAUGUCUCCUACAGAUAUUGUGAAGAAUAUUAUAUAAAGAUUUUAUACAGAAGUUCUACAGGGAGAAAGGGCGGGAUAUAAAUCUAAUAAUAAUAAUAAAGUAAGGCUCUGAUUAUCAGAGCAGAGCCCCCCCCCCAAAAAAAAAGAAAUCCUUGUGCCGUGAAUGCUUACAUAUCAGUGUGGAGGAGGAUAGAUACACUUCCCUGCUGGAGCAUUGUCAGCCACAAGGUAAUGGAGACUACAGGAACCAUGGGAGAUGCCAAUUAAAAGCAAAUUUAGAAUUAUUGGGGAGAACUCUUGACCAUUCUGCAAGUCAUUUGUAAUUGCUGGUCCCAAUUCAAUUUGAGCUUAGCAGAGUUUGCCCUAGUUUUUAGGAUUAGAGCUGAACACUCCAGUUUAAUAAAAAGUAUUCCUGUAAUACUUAGAGGGUGCAGUACUGAAGUCUGAGAUCCCAUGUCUAAUAAUCCCUUUUUAUACUUUUUAAAUAGUUGUACCUUGCAAAUCCUAAAGUUGCAAGGGCUCACAAAACUGCUGACAACAAUAUUCUAGACAACUAAAACUAACAACUAAAAAUAAAAUUGGGUAAAUGCUGAUUGCUACCAUCUUCAGUUGUGUUGCUCUUAUUUCUCCCAUAAUAUCAGGAACAACUUGCUUACUAAGGUGUCCAGUUGUUGCUAAGCGGACGUAGAAAAUGAAUGGAAGAGGUACAUGUAUUCUAUUCAACUAUUGAGUUUAACUUUGUAUAACUGAUACAAUUUUAGAAGCAACAUACUGUAUAAAUGUACUACAGAGACUUUGGUUUAGAUUGCCUCUGUUCUUGAUUACUAGAUGAACUGAGAGCUUCCUUGUGCACUGGACCAAGAGCUAGCUUAAACUAGAGGCCUUCCAGGGCCAAAGGGAAUGAAUGAUGCAAGCUUUGAGAUGUGGAUAAGUACCAUUGUUGAUAAGUAGUGUAGGAACGUUGGUUUUCUGGUAUUUGUAGAGAUGGCUUUGUUGAAUGAUUUGCCAGCUGUCAUGUUGCAGGUGGGCUAGCUCGGAUCUGUUUGGCUCCCAGCUUUCCUCUCCAAGAUGCCUUGUAUAAACUAAGCCAUGUUCCAGGCCUUAGUGGCACAUUAAAAUAGCAAUGUCUAAUACUCCCUCGGUCCUAAUUCCAAGUUAUUUAAUGUUUAUGCAGUGUUAUGUAUGUAUAUGGCAGAGUUUGCUUUGGAUCUAUUUUAAAUUGACUCUUAAUGCAAUACAGCCAUAUUCCAAGUGACAAUGCCGUGCAUAAAAUCCUCUAAAUAUUGGACCAUUUCACAGUUUUAACAAUAGUGGAAAAAUUGCCAAAGUCCAUACAAAAACGUUACCUUCCAUUUUGCUUUCCUAACUAUCUGUACAUGGUUUGUGUAGCCUGCAUUGUUAACUGUUCUAUUUAGGCAGCUAUUCUCCUUGCGAGGUUCCAAAACAGAGACUCUGUCUGUCACUUUAAAGAUACAUAGUGAGUGAGUAUGCAACAGUUGCAGUGUCAUCUAAUGCUCUGCUGUUUGAUCUCUAGGGCAACUACAAACGGGGCUUUUAGUGUUGCAGCUCCUGCUCCCUGGAAUCAGUUACUAGCCAAAAUAAAACAGGCACCUAGUGUGUUGAUGUUCAAGUGCCUACUGAAGAUAAGCUUUCUCUGAGGUGUAACCCAGUCAUUUAUGGAAUUACCAGUUUUAUAUCUGAUAAAAAUGUUUUUGUUUAGAGUUUGUAUGGAUGGUUUUAUUAUUUUUAGCGUUUGUUGAAUUGGGUUUAUUAUUGUUAGCACUUGUGUUUGUGUGUUCUUUUUUUAUCUUGUACACCACUUCAAUGGAAUUAUGUUAUGAAGCAGUCUAUAAAUUAAUUCAUAGUACCUAUAAGUCCUGGUUAACCACAGCAGUUGGAAAGUAAUUGUUGUGGAUUGUUGGGCCAUUGGAGUGAAAGGUAAACUUCUUGCUGUAUACAGACUCUGGGGAUUGGUUCUGAUUAUUCUAAAUGAAGCUAAAACCAAACCAGGAUAUCAAGCCAUGGAUUCAUACCUUGGUUUGUUUAUUUAUUUUGUUAAAUUUCUAUACCGCCCCAUAGCCGAAGCUCUCUGGGCGGUUUACAACAAUCAACAUCAAAUACAAUAAGCUACAUAUAAACAAUAUAAAACUAUCUUAAAACUUUCUUUAAACUUUAAAUUAUAAAAUUCACCAGAAGAAUCAAAGACAGUUGUCAACACAUACUAAAUAUUAAAAUGUUAAAAUGUUAAAAAUUAAAAUGAUUAAAAUGCCUGGGAGAAAAGUUUUAACCUGGCGCCUAAAAGAUAGCAAUGUUGGCGCCAGCCGUACCUCAUCAGGGAGAUUGUUCCAUAAUUCAGGGGCCACCACUGAGAAGGCCCUUUUUCUUGUUGCCACCCUCCGAGCUUCCCUAUGGGUAGGUACCCGGAGGAGGGUCUUCGAUGUAGAGCGUAGUGUAUGGGUAGGUUCAUAUCGGGGGAGGCGUUCCACCAGGUAUUGUGGGCCCGCGCCGUAUAAGGCUUUAUAGGUUAAAACCAGCACUUUGAACCUGGCCCGGAAACAUAUAGGCAGCCCCAAUGCAGGUGGGCCAGAAUCAGUGUUAUAUGAUCGGAACGCCUAGUCCCUGUUAUCAAUCUGGCCACCGCAUUUUGUACAAGCUGCAGCUUCCGGACCGUCUUCAAAGGCAGCCCCACGUAGAGCGCAUUGCAGUAAUCUAGUUUCGAGGUUACCAGAGCAUGGACAACCAAAGCGAGGUUCUCUCUGUCCAGAUAGCGGCGUAGCUGGGCCACCAGCCGGAGUUGGUAAAAAGCAUUCCGUGCCACCGAGGCUACCUGAGCCUCAAGUGACAGGGAUGGAUCUAAAAGAACUCCCAAGCUACGAACCUGCUCCUUCAGGGGGAGUGUAACCCCAUCCAGAACAGGUCGAGCAUCCACCAUCUGGUCAGGAGAAGCACCCACUAACAGCACCUCAGUCUUGUCUGGAUUGAGCCUCAGUUUAUUAGCUCUCAUCCAGUCCAUUGUCGCAGUCAGGCAUCGGUUCAGCAUAUCGACAGCCUCACCUGAAAAAGAUGAAAAGGAGAAGUAGAGUUGCGUGUCAUCAGCAUACUGACGGCAACGCACCCCAAAACUCCUGAUGACCAUGCCCAGCGGCUUCAUAUAGAUAUUAAAAAGCAUGGGGGACAGAACUAACCCCUGCGGAACCCCAUACUGGAGAGCCCAGGGUGCCGAGCAAUGUUCCCCAAGCACUACCUUCUGGAGAUGGCCCGCCAAGUAGGAGCGGAACCACUGCCAAGCAGUACCGCCAACUCCCAGCUCAGCGAGCCUCCCCAAAAGGAUACCAUGGUCGAUGGUAUCAAAAGCCGCUGAGAGAUCAAGGAGAAUCAACAGAGUCACACUCCCCCUGUCUCUCUCCCGACAAAGGUCAUCAUACAGGGCGACCAAGGCUGUCUCCGUGCCAAAACCGUUACCUUAAUUUUGGUUAGAAGAACUGACCACAGUUUCGAGUUUGUACCCAACAUGGAACACUGGUUUAUAUGUGUGUAGAAGACAAGAAAUGAGGACUCUGCAAGUCAUAGGCUCAAUGUGACUUGUUUACAAUAUAACUGUCUCCUUCUUUCAUAAAGCUAGAAUCCGGGGCCAUCCAAUGGAGCUGAAUUUUGGAAGCUUCAGGACAUGCAAAAUAUGGUGAUGGCCACUGUGACGUCCUUCCCUGGUUCUCCCUGUCAGGUUCCCACCUGCUUGUGGCUACUGCCUUUCACUAGGCACCACCAGGGAUACCACCAGUCCGGACCGUCCUUUUUAUGGUUUCUCACUCCGCUCUAGCACAGAUCUCACUAGAUCCCCCUGCUAGGCAGCACCACCAGUCACGUCCUAUAACCAAUACUCCCAGAGACUUUGCCUGAGUCUCUCUCUAGCUGGUUACUUUUGUGACUGCGUGCUUAUGCUGUUCCCAACCCCCUUGUAUCUUUAUAGAUAACGCAUACAACUCUGGGUUGCUCUGGAUACUUGACUUGUUACAAUAUCUCCCUUCACCGCUGCCACCAUUAGAUACAGUUUCUGUUCAGCCUUGGUAAUUACCUUGCCCUCCCUUCUGGUAUGUAUAUCCCCCAGCCAAGGAUCAGGCCUUUGGUAAACCAAAUAAGUAUUUAUUAAAUAUCAGAAAUAACAAGAUUAGUUUUAGAAUGUUUCACAAGCGUAUGGUUUCAUCUAUUGCUGUUUUGUACUUGACUUAUUAUUAAUCAGAACUCCAACUCCCUCUUUCUCCACACUCCCGACCUCCACCCUCAAACACCUUCUUCUCCACCCUACUAACAUUCACCCAGAUUCAACUGUCAUUCUUCCAUUUAUACUUCCAGCCAUUCAAACGCUCAGCCAAUCAUCCAGCAUUCUACUGCUCAUGUACUCCCCCUCCUCUUUCACUCCACUUACCAUAUGUCUUCUAUAUAAACAGCACUUACCAUAUUUACACUAUAAUAAAAUAAUAAUAAUAAAAUUUUAUUUGUUAGUCGCCUAUCUGUCCGAACUAACGGACACUCUAGGCGACGUACAACAAUAUAAAAUACAAUAUACAAAUCAAAAAGCCACAAUCGUCAAUUAAUCUAAAACCAUCCUUCAAUUAAUACAUCAUAAAAACUAAUCCACCCCAGAAAUCCUAUAGGUCUGCCUGAAUAGCCAGGUCUUUAAGGCUCGGCGAAAACCCAUCAGGGAGGAGGCAUGUCGAAGGUCAAAAGGAAGUGAAUUCCAGAGGGUGGGGGCCACAAUCGAAAAUGCCCUCUCUCUGGUCCGUACCAGCCUAGCUGUUUUAACCGGUGGGACCGAGAGGAGGUCUUGUGAGGCUGAUCUUGUCUGGCGGCAUAAUUGGUGAUACUGGAGGCGGUCCUUCAGAUAAACUGGGCCGAAACCGUAUAGGGUUUUAAAGGUUAACACCAACACCUUGAAUUGGGCCCGGUAAACAACUGGUAACCAGUGUAGCUCCACCAACACUGGAGUAAUAUGAUCCCGGUGAUGGCUAUGCUUUAUCAAGCAUGCCGCCGCAUUCUGUACCAGCUGCAAUUUCCGGACCGUUUUCAAGGGUAACCCCACGUAGAGCGCAUUACAGUAGUCUAACCGAGAGGAGACCAGGGCAUGUAUCACUCGUGGGAGCAGAUGCACAGGAAGGUAGGGUCGCAGCCUCUGUAUCAGAUGUAAUUGAUACCAAGCUGCCCGGCUCACUGCUGAAACCUGAGCCUCCAUGGACAGGUGGCAGUCCAGAAUGACCCCUAGGCUGCGGACCUGGUCCUUCAGGGGUAAUCUCUCCCCAUUAAGCACCAAGUCUAAAUCUCCCAACCUUCCCUUGUCACCCACAAGCAGCACCUCGGUCUUGUCAGGGUUUAGCUUCAGCCUGUUCUCUCCCAUCCAUCCACUUACGGACUCCAGGCACUUGGACAUGGUAUUCACAGCCAACUCUGGUGAGGACUUAAAUGAGAGAUAGAGCUGAGUGUCAUCCGCAUAUUGGUGACACUGCAGCCCAAAACUCCUGAUGAUGGCUCCCAGCGGUUUCACAUAGAUGUUGAAUAGCAUGGGGGAGAGGAUAGAGCCCUGUGGCACUCCACAAUUGAGAGGCCAAGGGUCUGAAACCUCAUCCCCCAAUGCUACCCGUUGAUGCCUAUCUGAGAGAUAGGAACGGAACCACCGUAAAACAGUGCCCCCUAUUCCUAAUCCCUCAAGGCGAUUUAAAAGGAUACCAUGGUCAACGGUAUCAAAGGCCGCUGAGAGAUCCAGGAGGACGAGGAAUGUGUAUUCUCCCCUGUCCAACGCCCUCCUCAUAUCAUCCACCAGAGCGACCAAGGCUGUUUCAGUUCCAUGUCCAGUCCUGAAGCCCCAUUGGAAAGGAUCUAAGUAAUCUGCUUCAUCCAAGUGUGUCUGUAACUGUUUGGCCACCACUCGCUCAAUCACCUUGCCCAAGAAUGGUAAAUUAGAGACCGGGCGAAAGUUAUUCAACUCUUGGGGAUCCAAGGAGGGCUUUUUCAAGAUGGGCUUUAUCACUGCCUCCUUGAGGGCUGAUGGCAAUGCACCCUUUUCCAAGGAUGCAUUUACCACUGCCUUGAUCCCUUCGCCCAGUCUCUCUUUGCAGCUCAUGAUGAGCCACGAAGGGCAAGGAUCCAGCAAACAAGUGGUUGGCUUCACAGUAGAGAGCACCUUGUCCACUUCCUCAGAGGGAAGAGGCUGAAACCGAUCCCACCAGACCGGAAUGCAACUGGCCGACUCUGGCCCACUUCCUGUAUCCACGGCGUACAGAAUCAUGUUCUUCAGGCGCUCGAUUUUAUCGGCAAAGUGUUUAGCAAAUGUGUCACAGGAGGCUUUAGAAUGCUCCAUGGGUUCCUGAGCAACUGGACCGACCAGGCUUCGGACCACUUGGAACAACCUCCUGGGACAGCACUCUGCCGAUGCAAUAGAGGCAGCAAAGAAUUGCCUCUUUGCUGCCUUUGUUGCCACCUGGUAGGCCGCUAUUGCUGCUCUAACCAGUGUCCGAUCGUCUUCAGUGCGAGAUUUCCGCCACCAGCGUUCUAGUCGUCUCACCUCCUGUCUCAGACCCUGCAACCGUGGUGUAUACCAGGGUGCUGUCUGAGUUCUAUUCAGGGGGAGAGGACGUUUCGGAGCCACCCGGUCUAUCGCCCUAGUGAUGUCCCUGUUCCACUCCACCACCAGGGUUUCGACCGGGCGUCCUUCAGUCAGCUCCAAAUCACCCAGCGCAUUCAGGAAUCCCUUAGGCUCCAUCAGGCGUCUGGGGCGGACCAUCCUAAUAGGUCCUUGUCCCCUGCGGAGGGUGUGCGGCAUUGAGAGGUCCAUAUUCACCAGGUAGUGAUCUGACCAUGACACGGGGUUCGAAGAGACAGCCCCCAUUUUCAGAACACUUCCCUCCCCUCUCGAGACAAACACUAUAAGCAGGAACAUCACAGCCACCAACUUGGAUGGCUUUAAAACAGAAUUAGAUGAAUCCAUGGAGGAUAAAACUAUAAUUGGCUACUAGCCAUGAUGGCUCUAUUCUUCUUCCACUGUUGUGGCAAUAUUCUUCUGUAUGCCAGUUUGUGGAAAUUAUGAGUGGGAGAGUGCUGCUGUACUCAGAUCCUGCUUCUGGGCUUCUCUUGGGCAUCUGGUUGGCCACUGUGAGAUCAGGAAGCUGAACUAGAUGGGCCUUUGAUCUGACCCAGUGUGGUUCUUCCUCUGUUAACCGAUCUUUCUCAACCUUGUGCCCUCCAGAUGUUGUGGACUACAACUCCCAUAAUCUCUAGCCAUUGGCUAUGCUGUCAGGGGCCAAUUGGAGUUGUAGUCCACAACAUCUGGAGAGCACCAGGUUGGGGUAGACUGAAGCAUUGUUGGAUUGUCUAACCCAGCUCUUAAGUGACAGGCAGUUUCUCUGGGGCUGGAACCUGGCAGCCCUAUUUCCUGCUGUUUAUGUCUUUAGCAGAAGAUAAUGAAAACAUCACUUCCUAAUUCAGUCCUCCCUUGGUUGUAAGAACCAUAAUUUAAUUGGGUUUCACAUAUUCUUUUUACUACUGAACAUUCCUUUUAGAAUAUUUUGUAACUAUAUGAUUUCCUUUUCAGGCAAGUAAGUAAAUAUGUAAUAGCUUGUUACAGUGCCUUUUAGAAGCAAAAUAUAACCUCAUUAAGUUAGUACAUCUCAUCUGUGAUGCAAUACUUGCUGAUUCUUCACAAUUCUGUGUAUACCAUCCCUGUGGCUGAUGGGAGUUAUAGUUUAAAAAAGUAACUUUUCCAAGCUCUGGAUUCACGUGGUGGUGAUGAAAUGCCUUGUGCUACCAUUUUACUACAGUAAAUGUGUUAUUACUAGUUCAUAUACAUUUGCCAUUUAUGAAGGAGUCGGAAUUGGAGUCGGUACAUUUCUACCGACUCCACCCAAAAUUGCUCCUGACUCCAACUCCACGACUCUGACUCCACAGCCUAGAUCAUAGGUUGCCAGUGCAAUGCAUGAGGGCACCAAUGUGCCAACCAGUAUCCCCAAUGAUGCUGGAAAGACCUCAGAUAUCCAUUCAAAAAUCCACAAGUAUGCAAGAGACUGUUUGCCCUUCUUGUCAGUUCUUGUUUGCACUGGAUGCCAGGAUUCGACACCCAUCCACCCUUCCAUUUUGAACAGAGCAGAGAUGCAAAGAGAUUUUCUCUGUGAAUGAGCACAAGCAGUGACUGUUGUAAGUGCUCUUUUUUUUAGAUGUGGAGGCUAUUUUGUACUAUACCAUGCCCCCACAGCAUCCACUUUAUGACUAGUGCCCACAGUAUUUUUUCAAAACUCCAAAUGUGCCCAGUGGCUAUAAGGUUGGCAACCCCUGGUCUAAAUACUGAAACUAAAUACUGAAGCAUUCCAACACUGGACCUGACCAAAUGUGUGCUAAUUCCUUCUGGGUUUCUGUGGCAAUUUAUCACUUUUAACAUGACAUUUGACAAAGCCCUACUUUAGACACUCAAAUGAUUUCAUAUUUUUAAACAUCAUUUGGAUGUUUAAACCAACAGAAGUAUAAUCUAGAAAGCUGUAUGAAACCCUUAGUUUUCCACUGUUUUCAGGGAAAGCAUAUCUUCUGUUUUGGCAAGUAGUUUUUUAUUCCCUUUGUUGCCAUUUUUUUCCUCUUCUCUUUCUAGCUAGAAGCAACAGAAGGCUAAGUGACUAAUGUGAUGUACAGUUCCCGCCCUUUUCUGCUACCACCAUCUCAAUAAUACCAGCAUGGUACUUGUACUGUGCCUCAUAAAUAAUUUGAUUAGUGUAAAAUAGCUUACUGAAAAAGGAAGGGGGAGGAGUGUAGGCUAUCAUUUACUUGUAAAAUGUAGACAGGAAAAUGUGUUUGUGUUAAAUCACAUAGCUUUAUUUUUAAAUCCUUAUCCUAAGGUAAAUUGUGAUGUAUUGGAUGUGUGUGACACCUCCCUGCCCCAAAGUAUACAUAUUGAACUUGCAAAUACAGUUUUUAAGGAAAAAAAUGUAAAAUUGGGUGAUGUAUUUAAAAUGUAGAUAUUUACUGUGUGUUCAGUAUACUGUUAUGUUUGUGCCCUUAAAAGUAAUGUUUGAAAAGUAAAUGUUUUGAAAAUAAAGCUAACAUUGUUACAUGUUUUAAAUCAAAGGUUUGUGAAAUGUUUAAAGGUUCUUUUGACAGAUACUGUGUAUAACUUAGUGGUUUUAAAUGUGUUGUUCUUAACUCUAGGGUAAAGAGUAGUUCUAGAAUAUAAGUAUAUAUAAUUAGGAUUUCUAAUUUCACUGUGAGGUCUUUAAACUCUUGUUGGCAAAAUAGCUUUUGUUUUUGACAAAAAUAGUUCUGGGGUAUGUGGGGGUGUUGGUUUAAAAGUUAAAUGUUUUGUUUUUGUUCUGAUUGCAUCUAAUACAAAAUGUUAUGUAGUGACAUCUGGUGACACUACUUUUCCAUAGCAUUUAUCAGCUUCACUGGGCAAAGGCAGACACUGAGCAAAACUGGUGAUGGCAUAUGACAAUACUGUGUCUAAGAAUACAUGCUUUUAAAUGAGGUGGAUAUAAAAAAUAGUUGCUGUGCAAAAAAAAGUAGUAGUCUUCUUCAAGAAGAAAGCAAAUUCUUUUCUAAUAAUGCUAGAGAAAUCCUUUUUUGUUCAUUCUUAGUUUUAAGAACAGUGUCAGUGUGAUGCUGCUUCUACCUUGUACCUUUUUGGUAUAAGUAUUAUACUUUUUUAGAGAUGUGUGAAGUGCUUUAGUUGCUGUUGUACUUUCUGUAGCUUUUAUAUAAAUUACGAUUGCUUUGAUUUUUUAAAGAGACAUUAAACUAAAAUAUUUUGCAGACCAAAAACCAAUGUUGUGCAGCAUGUUAAGUCUUUAACUCCAACCAAACUUUGUGUUUGUGUGUGUUGUGGGGGGGGGAUUAACCAAAUGGAUGCAAUGAACCUACUUCAUUCCAGAGCUGUCAAGUUUUUUUUAAUGUUCAUGAUCUGACAAGAGAGGACACUAUAUUCAAAACUUCUUAUAGUGGGAACAUAAAUCUAGAAAUGUUAAGAAAACUGAUAUUUCGUAAUUGUACAUUGCUGCCAUCCAUAACUAUAAAUUUGCCAUAGAAAAAUGGUUUGAUCCAGAGUAUAGAACAUUGCUAAUAUGACAUUAAGUAAAUUCUGAUGUAAAAUUCAGUUUUCCUUGCUAGCCCUGUGUUUAUUAUUUGUAUA
This is a messenger RNA of Rhineura floridana, 14153 nucleotides long. RefSeq names its product solute carrier family 5 member 3 (gene SLC5A3). NCBI's taxonomy places the organism in Eukaryota, Metazoa, Chordata, Lepidosauria, Squamata, Rhineuridae. The transcript has 4 exons. Gene Ontology annotation, molecular function: D-glucose:sodium symporter activity. Gene Ontology annotation, cellular component: plasma membrane. The record is from RefSeq and is a predicted model, not a curated record. Bases 579 to 2726 code for a protein of 715 amino acids. Gene Ontology annotation, biological process: transmembrane transport; myo-inositol transport; inositol metabolic process.